This is a messenger RNA of Micropterus dolomieu (smallmouth bass), 4453 nucleotides long. RefSeq names its product tumor protein p53 inducible protein 13 (gene tp53i13). The record is from RefSeq and is a predicted model, not a curated record. Lineage: Eukaryota; Metazoa; Chordata; Actinopteri; Centrarchiformes; Centrarchidae. The transcript is spliced from 9 exons. The coding region runs from base 383 to 2377 and encodes 664 amino acids. Gene Ontology annotation, cellular component: cytoplasm.
ACAGCAGUUAGAUUCUGAAAUGUAUCAGGAAAACGUUAUCUUUCAAUAAUGUAGACAACUUGAUAGUGUAUUAGCUGUACAUUGGCGAAGUGUUUAUGAAAGUUCACACGCUUUCUGUUACAUUUCCUGAGCAUUCUUCAUUAGUAGGACAACGAAGAUAAGUUAGCUUAAGGACACGGGCACGCGACACCGUGGGACGGUUACCUUUUUAGCCGACAGCCCCACGUCUCACCGCUCCAUGGUGCUUUGCCAAAGGAAAUGCGUGUUUUGGAGUUAUGAGGAGUUCAGUUGUUUCUCGGUCUCUCUGUAGCUAGAGGACCAAAGGGAAGCUAUGACAUUCAGCCACAUCGGGUCACACUUGAGUGACUGACCGGUUGUCGCCAUGCCGAGCCAAACGACGUCCCCGCCGCUGACUGUGACUGUGCUGGCCGCGCUGUGGGUCAGUUUGGGUCGGUGCGCGGUCUCCGAGUCUCGGGGGUCAGGAUGUGACAACGGAAAGCUGUCUUUGGACAGGGACCUGCCUGCGGAUGCUGUAUAUUGGAACUGUCCAUUGUCUGCUUGGUCCGAGUCUCCUCAGAGGCUUCCCAGUAUUGACACAGUGUAUGAUCCCAAGCCAGCCAGGCAGAUCUGCAUGGAUAAAUCUAUUUCCUACAACCACACCAUUCCCAACAGUGGAGCUUACAGACCAGUAAGGGCAGAGAGUGGAGAGUACUUGUACUGUCCUCCUCAACGGUGGCUCAGUAACUUGCACCAUGGAGCUACUGUUUUGCUCUACCAUCCCUGUGCUCCUCUCCACGAGCGUCUACUUCUGUCUGUCCUGGCCCGCUCCUGUCUGCCUGACUACGUCAUCACCCCACAUCCACUGCUUGUUAAACAAACGCCAAUAGCCUUAGUGUCCUGGGGUCGCACCUUAGAGCUGUCCACCGUGGCCUCUACAGAGGUCUGUGAUUGGCUGGAGACCACAACAUCCACACGAAAUGAGUGCGGUGGCAUGAGCCAGAGCAGGAAGUACAACCUGCUGUUAACCUGGUCAGCAGAGCAGCACAGGGAACGACAUGCACAUCCAGAGAAACACUCUGCAAAGAUGAAGGAGGAUCUGAGGCGAUGCUGUGAGCAGACCAUCUCUUCUCUGCAGAAUGGAGCGAUGGAGACAGAGCUGGAGUCCAACAUGAAGAAGAAUAGCUUGAAACAAAUUAAAGAGGAAGGCAAAAGCAGGCAGAUAAGAGAAGCCUUUAGAGAAAAAUGGGGGGAUGUUAAGGAUAAUGGCGAGAGUAAAAACACAAUAACUCCGGUGUCCAGUUUUCUGUCUAACCAGACCAGCAGAACCACCCUCAACAGGACAGGGGACGCCCAGAACAACAGCAACACACUUGGACCAUCAGCAGACUCUCGUCCAAGGAACAGGAUUCUCUCAGAUCAUCCUGGUCCAAGGAAAGCUCCUUCUCAGUCUAAAACUAUAAAUCAGAGCCUUAAACCCAGGCCCACAACUUCUUUGGGCUCAAAUAUGUCUGAGACUUCACUUAGAGCUGAAUAUUUAGGAUUUGGGGCGUCUGAGUCUCAGAAAAGCAGGCUAAUGCUACAGACAACGUCACAACAGCCUGCCCUCAGAAACCCAAACCCUUCUGCUGGGUUGGAUGUUCUUGCAGAUGGCUUGAACAGUGGACAUGACCAUACUGCCAGACCUGAAGCCUUGACCCUCAGUUCCAAAGAUGAAGGUACAGACUCAUCCAGACAGAGGGAUAAAGACUCUGUUGUAGACAGAGUGGAAGAGGUGGAAGCCAAAGUGAAACAAUCUGAUAAAGACAACACAGCAGGCACCAUGGUGAAGGAUAAUGAAACAGUAGAUGUUAAAGAGAGAGAGUUGGAACAUAAACAAACACACAGUGACACACACUCGCACCGCAAAAGUAAAAAGACAGGCUUAGAUUCUGUUUCCAAAUCCCAAUUGGAGUCUCCGCCCCAGCCACAACAACACCAGCACCCACAGCCAGCCACCUACCCGCCCAACAGCCAAGACUGUGACGGCUGCAAAGAAGGCGAACACUGUGACUGCAACAAGAACUCAAGGGCCGCGGCCCGGGCCGCUGUUGUGAAUAAGGGGUUGCCGAGGACCCCAAGGACAGACGAGGCAGUGUGGGCAGCAGCAGCACUGGGCUUCCUGCUGGUGCUGCUGACCCUGUCAGUGCUUCACACACGCCUGUACCGUCACUGGAGGACCGCGCCCAGUCUUUACUGGCACGAUCCACAGCAGGACUACGACAGUGUGGCAGAUGUGAUCAGCAGGAGGCUACGAAUUGCGAAGAGGAGGCGGAAAAGGAGCAGAAGACAGGAGUGUGUUCUUCUGCCCAGCUCCUCCAGCUCAGAUGAACAUCCAUAGAAAAAUGAAGGAAUUAUCCCCAAGAAUGCAUCCAAGUCUCGCUGCAUGUUGAGGAGGCAAAGAGUGGACUUUGUGUCCUCACAAUGUUGGCAACAGCUUGGCUGUCAAUUAAAAAGACUGUGAACAAAUUAGACAUGGGUUGCGCAAAAUGGGUGCAACUCAAUAUUAGGGAAGCAUUCCAAAUUGUCUAUAAUCUGAUCUAAUCCAUACACCAGUGGUCGGCAAUAGGUGGCCCGCGGCCAGAUUGCUUUGAUAGCAGAAAAAUAAAAAAAUUUCAGUGGCUGGUGCUGAAAUAGGUCUCAGUCAUGACAGCUACAGUUAGUCACACAAUCACUUCUUAGAUGAUUGUGCCUCCAAAAUAAAAGCGUGGGAAAUUUUUUUGCAGCAGUGCUUCAUGUGGAGUUUAUUGAGAGCUUUUUUCUUUCUGAAGGACAUUCAAAAGAGUCUCUGACUUGCUUGACACACCUCUGAAAAAGCCGUCAGUAAACAUUUGAUUGGAUUCCCCUGAAUUUCCACAGGGAAAUGAAAAUAAGCGUCCAUAGGUUUAUGAAUGCAGAUCAAAUGCUGGGACGCGCACACACUACAGCACAUGCUUUAUUGUUAGCAGGUGCAAAAUUUUCCUUAUAAUCAAUUUGUUUAACAAGGUAGAAAAAAAAAUGAGACUAAAAUUAGAUUGGGAAAACGAUACAUGCCGCCGGGGCAGGGCAUGUCUGGAGGCUGGGCCUUACUCCUGUACAAAAACACAACUUUAUAACUAUUCCCUGAUUUGGGUGAAACUGGAUCAUACUUUAUGUAAUUGUUUCCUGAUGGACAAAUAGCCUUACUUGUUUCUAAAGUAACGCUAACUGCUACUAACUGUAGCUGCUGUUAGCUAGUUAGCGUAGUUAGCCAUGCAGCUAGUGGUCCUAUUAGUGGACCAAAGCUUAUGUGCUAAGGGUGUAAACUGCUUUUCCGAGCUACCAGUGUGCGGCAGGCAGACAGGCGGGCAGAGUCAGCUAGCGUCAAUAGGACCGCUAGCUGCACGGCUAACUGAGCUAACUAGCUAAUGGCAACAACAGUUAGCAGCAGCUAGCGUUACUUUCCAUCUGGAAACUUUGCACAGAGAUGAAAGGAGCCAGUGGACAUUAGACAGCAUGUUUCAUGUGUACUUCAUCAACAAGAAUCCAUUGUGCGUGUUGUGGCUUUUUCUUGUUGUUUUGCACUUUAAAUGGCGCUGUUGUUGCAAAUGACUAUGUACUUCCGCUUAUGCAGAGGAUGUCAGCUGAGUAGGUGGUACACACUGCUAAAAGAAUGUGGCCAUAUGAGGCCCAGACCACCUCCGAAUGUGGUCUGUGAUCACAUCUCUUUGCGUCUUCAAUAGGUCUUCGGUGCAGUCAAACCUGUAGCUGUCCACUUGUGAUCGGAUCACCCAAGAUGCAUGUUAAUACCAGGUGUAAACAGGCCCUCUGUCUUCUUGUGAAGGAAGCUGUGGAAAUGAGAACAGAAAAAAAAUUGGACCAUCCAAAGUGAGUGUGUAUACAUCCAGAACACAGAUGAAGCAGCAGUAGUCCAAAAGUACAUUUCCCAAAUAACAACCAUCAAAGAACAUUAACAGAAAAAUACUAUUGUAUAUUUUUCUGGAUCAGUCCUUUGACCCCUCAGGACAUCCCCAUAAAUAAUACUUUAAAAAGUCCAAAGAGAACCCUUCAGGUUUUAUUUAGCGACCUACAAAUGUAAUAUAAUUGUACGACAUUACAAAACAUUAGUCAGAACAUUGUCUGAUCAUACUCUCUUGCACAGCACAGUGUAUGGGCCUCAUUUUGCUCACUCCAUUUAAUCAAUAUAAAGUCUCCAGUUCUGGUCUUGAUAGUUUUUCUACCCGAUGGUUGUUUUCAUUGUGUUUACAUUUUGUUUUUAUAAGUAGUUUUUAAAGUAAUAUCGUGUUGCUUUUACCUGUGAAGGUGUGGUAUGUGAAUAUGUAAGUUGCUGUUCUAAGCAACGCUGUGGGCGGUAAUCAGUGGUACGAACAUGUGAAUGGCUGUAUUUUGAAGGCCUUUUUGAACAUGAUUUACAAAGACAAUAAAUUCCUUGACAGAA